GGGUCCACGGCGAGACCCCGCCUCUUCCCGCUGUUGCUAGGCAGCCAGUCCCGGAAGUCGAGGGAAGCGCGCCCCGGGCGGGCGCCGCAAGGCGGCGGAAGAUGGCGGAGGGCGGCCGCGCAGAGAGAGAUGGAGCGGAGAGGAGGUCUUCCGGGCCGCGGCCUCCGAGCGCGCGGGAUUUACAGAUGGCCCUGGCAGAAUUAUAUGAAGAUGAAGUGCAGUGCAAAUCUUCCACAUCUGAUAGACCUAAAGCUACAGUCUUUAAGAGCCCACAAACACCACCUCAACGAUUUUAUUCAGGUGAACAUGAAUAUAGCGGAUUACGUAUAGUCCGACCUUCAACUGGGAAAAUUGUGAAUGAACUUUUCAAAGAAGCAAAGGAGCAUGGGGCUAUCCCUUUGAAUGAAGCCACAAGAUCUUCAAGUGAUGACAAAUCAAAGUCAUUUACAGGUGGAGGAUAUAGACUGGGUAAUUCCUUUUGCAAACGGUCUGAAUAUAUAUAUGGAGAAAAUCAGCUGCAAGAUGUUCAGAUUUUGCUUAAACUGUGGAGCAAUGGUUUCAGUUUAGAUGAUGGAGAAUUGAGACCUUAUAAUGACCCAACAAAUGCUCAAUUUUUAGAGUCUGUUAAGAGAGGAGAGAUCCCCUUGGAGCUGCAGCGACUGGUUCAUGGUGGCCAAGUGAACUUAGAUAUGGAGGAUCACCAGGAUCAAGAGUACAUAAAACCGCGAUUGCGGUUCAAGGCUUUCAGUGGAGAAGGACAAAAACUUGGAAGCCUUACACCUGAAAUAGUUAGCACACCUUCCUCCCCAGAAGAAGAGGACAAAUCCAUACUUAAUGCGGUUGUUCUUAUUGAUGAUUCAGUGCCAACUACAAAAAUUCAAGUCAGGUUAGCAGAUGGGAGUCGCUUGAUACAAAGAUUCAAUAGUACACACAGGAUCCUGGAUGUCCGGGACUUUAUUGUACGGUCCCGUCCUGAAUUUGCAGCUCUUGACUUUAUUCUUGUGACAUCAUUUCCAAACAAGGAGCUAACAGAUGAAAGCUUGACACUACAAGAAGCAGAUAUUCUUAACACUGUGAUUCUCCAACAACUAAAAUAAUAUUGCUCCUAUCCAUGCAGUUGCAGAUAGGAAUAGGUAAUGUGCCAUAUUAAUAAGAAAAAUACUUCCAGCAAAAAAGAAAAAUUAUUUUUGUUAAUUGUACAGAUAAGUUUUGGUUUUUAUUGGUAUUCUAUCAUCCAGGCUUAAUAUAGAUAAGUAUGGACUAGGUAUAGAUCUCAAGAUAAAUAUGUUUGAGUGUUUAGUUGCAGGGCUGACUUACAUUGAUAGUUUAUAAAUAUCUAGGCAAAUCAGUUUGUUACAUGCUAAGUGUUCAUGUAGCAACAUUUGUUGCAGAGAAAAUGAACAAAACUCCUUUUUGAUAAAUGCAUUUGGUAAAAUUUGCACUAAAGUUUCUUAAUGCAGCGACGACCAACAGCCAUUAAGGAUUUCUUUGCUCAAAUAAGUUGAAAAGGUUUUGUAAUAUUUACUGAAAAGUGUCUGUAUACUGAUUUUGAAAGUAUUUGAUCAUACAAUAAUUAUUUCUCCUAUUAAGGAUUUACAUGUCUUUUUUACUUAUUCAUUUAAGUACAUUAGUAGUAUCACAAAAUACAUUUUGAUAUUGUGUAGAACUAUGACCAUCAUAAACUAGAAUCAAAAUGAUUUAUGAAUCAGCAGUUCUUAUGAAGAUAUGGUAAGCAGUGCUUUAAAAUCAAGUAACCACAAUCCCUCCCAGAGCCUGCCUUGAUCACAUUCAUUCAUUCAACAGUUUUUUUUUUUGGAUGGAAUGAAAGGAGAUACUUCACAUAUGCUAAACACUGUUCUGUUCAACCUACAGUUUUUUCCUGAACAAAGCUACCAUAGAAAUACAGGAAAGUAAAUUCAGUUAGAUUGGAUCUAAAGAAUUACCAGCAUAAGUGUUUGCAUUUCUACUGAAACCGAGCAUUUCUCUAGUGUGGUACACUACAUGAGGAAUUACAGACACAGUGUUCUUCCUCCCAGCCCCCGCUCCCUCUUUGGCCACCAUUUCUGGUUAGUUUCUUAUUGCACCCAUAACAAAUUACAAAGUUUGUAGCUUAAAGUGGCAUAAAUACUUAUUUUCUUAAAAUUAUGUAGAUUAAAAGUUCAGUGUGGGUCUCACCGAGCUAAAAUCCAGGUGUGGACAGGGCUGCAUUCUUUUUAAGAAGUCUAGCAAAUCAUUUUUUGAUAUUUCAGUUUCUAGGGCCUGCCCUAAUUCCUUGGCUUUUCACCCUUCUUUCAUUUUAAAACUUACCAUCAUUGCAUGUCUUCGACCCUUCUGUGAUCACGUCUCCCUGGUGUGAGGAAAAGUUCUUUGCUUAUAAGAACUUACAUGAUUACUUUAGGCCCAACAGAUUACUGAAGAUUAGCUCCUCAUUUUAAGAUACCAUAGUAAUCUUAAUCACAUCUGCAAAUUUUUUUAGUGAUUUUUGGUUUUUUUUUUAAUUCAUUUCAGGUUACUUGUUCACAGGUUUGGGGAUUAGGAUAUGACGUUGGGGGAAGGGGCAUUAUUAUACCUACCUAUCACAGUACGCCUCUCUUCAAAGAUUCAUAUCUAUCCCAGAUAAAUUCAUUCCAUCCAAAGGUGCUCAGAAGUCUAAACCUAUAACAGCAUCAACUCAAAGUGCAAAAUCUUACUUGAAUUUCAUCAUUCAGAAGUCCCAAAUCUCACCAUUUAAAUCAUCUCAGUUAAGAGACUCUGGGUAUUACUCCCCAGGCAUAACUUCCCUUCACCCAUGAACCUAGAAAUUAUACUACAUCCUCCCAAAUAUAAAUGCAUGUAGCUGUAGAAUAAGUUACAGACAUUCCUGUUCCAAAAGUGGAAAAUGGAAUGAAGAAAGGAGCCAAGCAAUUUACAAAUCCAGCCGGGCUCACACCCUUAGGUUAAAGGCCUAAGAUUUAUUGUAGCUCACAGGCCUUUUCACAAAAGUAGCUGAGUAGCUUUAUCCGCUUCUUUUUUCCAUUGUUACCAUGCCCUGUAUACCUUUCAGUUUAAGAUGACAGUUUCUUCAGUUAUAAAGUUCUCCUGCAUAUGUGAUGGAGAUUUACUCCACUGGACAGGAGGCUUCUUCACAAAUCCUUCCUAAAUAAUCCCACCUCUGCUUCUGGCUUUUUCUACGAUAGAUAAGUGUGUGAGUCACACCUUCAUCUCUUUAGAGAUUGAAUUCUCAGGCCUUUUGAUUUUUCUGAGAUACUAGCAAAAAGUAGUGCAGCUGUACCCUCAUCUCCCUCUGAGAGCAGCCUUCCUGCUGUGAGUCUCCUGCUUUUAGGGUUUUACCAUUUGGAUGGGCUGUGAACUUCCUCAGUCAGUUCCUGACUUCUUCACAUUCAUCAGUUCUUCAGUGUAUCAGUCUCUGACAUCUUACUAUAGUUAGCAAGAAGAAACCAGGUCCAAUCUUACAGUUUCUUGGAAAUUUCAGUGUUUAAGUUUAUUAUUCAUAAGUUUCUGCUUUCCACAUAACUACAGUGUUCCGCUGGGUUUUUGUCACUGUGUAAUAAGGACUUCCAGUUUUCUGAUGAUGUUUUCUCCAUUUCCUUUGAACCCUCAGUGACAGCGCCUUUUAAGAUUGUCCUUCUACUAAAAGCAUGGAUGACCUUUUAGGCAAUCUCUGUGGUGACUUAGGUGUCCUCUGCCAGCCUCCUUACUUCUUCAUCCCCUCCCUAGCAUUAACUUGUAAAUUUUUACCAACAGUCUGUUUAAGGAAAUCUGGAUUCUAUCAGGCGCCUCAAAACUGUUCCAGCCUCUGCCACCACUCAAUUCCAAAACCACUUCUGCCUUCCUUUAUACCUCUUACACGACACCCCACUGCCAGAUAUGCAGAAAAGUCUUUUGCGACCAUUCACUGCCAGUUGACUUGAAUGGGAUCUCUUUUCCCGGGUCAUUGGUUAUUUCAAGGGCGUAAUGUAGCUGUCUGAAUACCAGGGUGCUACUGGAACUACCACGGGGCCAAAGUGUUGAUCUCCCUACUGCAGAAAAUUGUCCUCAGUGCCAUAUGGGAGUCUUCCAAGUCUUCCCUGACAAUGGGAAGCCCUGCUUCUUUCUACUUAUUAAAAAGAAAAUGGGUAAUAAAACCCCAAUUCAAAAGGAUUAGCAGAAAUAAACUACCUUUUAAAGAGAACAAAACCAUUACCCUAUGAAAAUGACUUACUAGAGGAGAAGAACGCCCCCUGCCCUCUGCCCCACCCCCCACCCCAGCAUAGGGUCUUGCUAUGUUGCUCAGGCAGGACUCAGACUACUGGGAAUAAGCAAUCCUCUUGACUCAGCCUUCCCAAGUAUCUGGGAUUAUAGGUGUGUACCACUAUGCUCAGGAAGAAUGAGCAUCUGUAAAUAAAAGGGCAUUGCCCUGUUUUGGAUUAACAAAACAGGAAAGAAUUAUUUGGAAAAUUAAUUUUUUAAAUUAUUUCCUUCUUUAGUUUCUUUUUAUCAGUUCAGUGGGGUACCUAUAGAUGCAUAUGCAAAAACUACUGCCAUUUUUUUUGUAUAUAAUGGUCUUCCAAAAUAUAGAUUUGUUUACAUUAGGAGAGUUAAGCUUCCAGAAGAAAUGAACAGUAUAUUCGUAUGUGUUACAUAGUGUUUUGCUGCAUUGAAAGUCAUUUCUCUGAAUGAUUUUUACUACCACAGUCACUAUAAUUAAUAAUCAUCUCAAAAGUAAAAAUGAGCAGGUGGACAAAUGUGAAGACAGCCAUUUUGCAUGAUGUGUAUAAUCAAAAACUUUGAAGUGUUUGGUUACCAAUAAAGUAUGUUUUUGUUGAUACUCUCUGAAAA
Messenger RNA from Chinchilla lanigera (long-tailed chinchilla), 4818 nucleotides. RefSeq names its product UBX domain protein 2B (gene Ubxn2b). The record is from RefSeq and is a predicted model, not a curated record. Lineage: Eukaryota; Metazoa; Chordata; Mammalia; Rodentia; Chinchillidae. The transcript is spliced from 8 exons. Bases 102 to 1097 code for a protein of 331 amino acids. Gene Ontology annotation, biological process: membrane fusion; proteasome-mediated ubiquitin-dependent protein catabolic process; autophagosome assembly. Gene Ontology annotation, cellular component: nucleus; cytosol. Gene Ontology annotation, molecular function: ubiquitin binding.